Pocillopora meandrina is the source of this 7087-nucleotide messenger RNA. The record is from the annotation of a GenBank genome assembly. Lineage: Eukaryota; Metazoa; Cnidaria; Anthozoa; Scleractinia; Pocilloporidae.
AUGUGUAGAAGUUUCGUAGUCCUAAUCUGCUUUUUAGCAGCGGUUGAAACAGUUUGGUCAUCGGCUGAUCCAAGAGGGACGAACAGAUUGCACGGUGAGACGCGGAAUGAGCAGGAUGAACGAGUCCACUUUCGUGGUCGCACAAAGCAAACAUCGAAAGGACAAUCGAAGGACAAAGACAACUCUCUGAACCUUGGAAACAUUCUUUUCGAUCGGGAACAACUCAAAAAGUACGUCCUUGAUUAUUUGUGGAAACAUCACGCGCGCGAUCCGGAAACAGAUACAACAAUGAACAAGGAGGAGGGAACAUUCAGUCAAACUGAUAAAAUACAAUUUGGUAACCAUCACAACAGGUUGGAACCCAGCGCAUCAAGCACAAAAUCAAAACAAAGGCGCGUGCAAAAUAAUAAUCGCCAGGAACACAUAAGUAAAAAAUCAUUUCAUCAACACCAAAGUCAUACAACACCUAAGCAACGCACGUCAUCAUCAGGACAAACGCGGUUUCAUUCAUAUCAACGAGAUCACCCAAAGCACUGGUUGUCCAAAAAGUUUCACUUGCCUGUCUAUUACAGUGUCAAGGAAGUUAAUGGAAAGGAAAACUUUAUUUUGGACCAUCCAUUAUCUUCUGAUUCUAAAUCAAGGAAAAGGAAAUCAAAACUAGGAGGAAAGGAGUCGAGAUAUAUUGAUGGUCUGACUGGUGACAAAGGAAAUAAAGUCGCAAGAACAUUGCACAGCCAUAAGGCUGAAAAGAGGGAAAAUUCUCUCUCAGAAAGAUCAGAUACACAUUCAUUCCCACCCUCUCCAACACAUAGGAAAGCGACUGUACAGAAGAAUAAGAGUCACAAAAGCGGAGGAUCACAUCACAAAGGAACUAAACUUAAACACCAUUUAAAUGAUCAAAAAGAGGGAAAGAAUGGUUUGAGACAUGAAAAAUCUAAGAAAUCCAAGAAAUCUAACAAAAGAGAUUUUAUUGCAAUACUCCCACCAAAGGAUGUAAAGAUUGAGGGCUUUGAUGUAGAGAGAGUUCAUUCUCAUUCAUCUCAUGAGAAACGGAAAACAGUUGGAUCUAAAAUCAAAAGAGUGAGGCAUUUGAAAUCGCAAAAAAACCUGGAGGUGACAUCUGUGACAAAGGACGUUAUUAUCAGGAAAAGUAGCGCCUCAGUGAAAUCUAGUAAUAGGAAGCACGGCCGUAAAGUUGCAAAGAUAUCACACAGGAUUGAUCAUCAUGAUGCUAAGGUUACAAAAAGAAAGGAAUCGCAUUCCAGGAAAAUGACCAAGGAAACCAAGAAAAAAAGAAGAAAGAGCCAUUUCCAUAAAAGCUCUAAGGAAUAUAAAGCCAUUAGGAAAAGUUUUGUUGGCCCCCCUGCAUCUAAAAGUCACCCACAUCUUAACAAAGAUAAAAAGCACCAUCACAAACGUGAAAAAUCAAUUGAGCAUAACGAGAAAACUUCAAACGGCCAUAAAAGACACAAAACAGCUAAAAGUAAAUACUCUAAGUCGAUGAAAUUUUCUCCUUCUUGGAAAUCUCUCGACAGAAGAAAAAUUCCAUCUUGGUACGACGAGGCUAAGUUUGGAAUAUUUGUACACUGGGGUUUGUAUUCGGUUCCAAGCUUUGAUAAUGAAUGGUUCUGGUACAACUGGAAGUCGUUAAAGAAGAAGAAAUAUGUGGAUUUUGUUGAGAAAAAUUAUCCUCCGGGAUUCAGCUACAACCAGUUUGCCCCAAUGUUCAAGGCGGAAUUUUUUGAUGCCAAUAAAUGGGCCAAACUGGUGGCCCGAUCAGGGGCAAGGUAAGAAUUUUGCUUUAAUUCACCACCUGCAGAGUGAUUUAUUUUGUCACGAUUUUCUUCUACUGUGCUUGAACCAGGACUUACACCCGAGAAGACGGCUUAGAAUUUGCACUUGGCAUGAACGCACCCUCUUAUUUACCAUGAGUUGCAAUUGUAGAAGUCGAAAGAUUUCGUCAGUAGCUUUCAAGUGAUGGCUGUAAGGAAAUUUAACUUUAAAUUGUUGAACAAUGGCCACCUAAUUUUCAUCUCGGGUUUGCCUUCUCAGCUGGUCUGGUGCUACUUUUUUCCAUCGUUCUGCUUUAAACUCCUCUACCUCAUUUUUAAUUGAAACAACUGGAUGAUGGUCAAAUCAGCCAUUAUAUUUCAUCAUUGUUGUUCCAGGUACUUUGUGUUUACCAGCAAACACCACGAAGGCUUCACAAAUUGGAACUCGAGCGCGGCCUGGAACUGGAACUCAGUCGAUGUUGGACCUCAUAGAAAUAUUGUUGGUGAGUGUUGAAAACUAUAUAUGAUUUCUUAAAUGCUUUCUGAUUUUAAAUUUACAUGAAAGUGCAAUUAAACAAAAAGAUCGUAAUUUUAGACCCGCUAUUGAUAUAUUCAUGCAAAAAAAAAAAUCUUCGGGUGAACUGCAUUUAGUUGAAUUGUCUUAAGGAAGCCUGAACAUUUUCAGGCUUUCACGUGACUCAAACCCGUCUUCCAUAUUUUUUAUGGGUGGCAUUACCAACUGAGCUACGAAGCUACAUGUUGGGUGCGAGGCAAAUUAAUUCUAGUGGGUUCUUUGUUCUCGUAAAGGAAAAAAAAAAAGAAUACAAAAAAUUACGACUUAUUAGUAUGAUUGUGACCAUAUUCCGUUACAGUGAUAUAUAUAACACACAUUACCUGGUGUGAACUCAGCAGCUUUUGAUCAGUGGAUUGAACAUACAACUAAGACUGAGUUUAACAUACCAAAUUCGUGAAUCGGUUAUAAGCGUAGCCAUUUUUGUGGGCGAUUUAAAAUUUUUGUUUUUUUAGAUGAGCUUGCAAGAGCUUUUCGUAAUCUGGAGGACCCGCAUAUAAAGUUUGGUUUGUACUACUCAUUAUUUGAGUGGUUUAAUCCUCGCUUCUUAAAAGACAAAGCCAAUGACUUCAAAACGGAUGGGUAUGUUCAGGUACGUGACCUUUCCUCUAGAUUUACUACGUAUGAACUGUUUGAGUUACUCGCACUAAGUCGACAUAAGUUCCCUUCCGCUUUGAAACUCGUGAAUUACCAUGGAUAUGCAUGCCUAGCUCUUUAGAUGAGCGUUAUAGACGAACGGUGACAAUAGUAGCUUUUCCAACUUUCCGUAGCAUGAAGCCCUGAACUAAAUGAGUAUUCACCAUUCAGUUUCUCUAAACAACUGAAGAUACUAGUCUAAGGAAGGUAUAUGGCCACAAACCUUUUCGUCUAGGUUUCUCCAGAUAGGUUUGUGGUAGCUAUCAGUGCAUAUCCCUUGUUGUAGGAGCUUUUUAAGGUUAUCCAUUCACAUUAUCAGAUCAGUUGAUAAAACCAAAUCCUCGUUUAAGAGACGAACUGCGAGUGUUUAGCUUCCUGCGAAGAAACGCAGCACAUGUGAACGUGACCUGACCAGCCUCUUAGUCGAAAACCGCCAAAACCCUUUAAGAUAAUGGAGUUUUGAAAAAUUUUCUCCUUCACCUGCUCUUUUAUGGUAUACUAAAGAAGAGCUAUUCGCCUCGGGUUCGCGUAGAUGAUAUGCCUUGGCUAGAAAGUUCUCUGUGUUUCAUCAGGCUGUUGUUAAGCCUCAGUUGUACAACCUUAUCAAUACCUACAAACCUGAUUACCUAUGGUCUGACGGAGAUUCGGAGGCAAAAGCAUCAUACUGGAGAAGUGAGGAAUUCCUAGCGUGGCUCUUUAGUGAAAGGUGAGUUUUUUAACUGUGGCAGCCACGGUGGACAUGAUAUAUUGGCUUAACUAUUAAAUAAUAAAACAGUGGAAAGCAUUGAAAGAGCGCUCUGAUUGGCUACUCAAAAUCCGAAUAUCCUUUGCUUUUCACCUCCGCGCAACUCGCGCGGGAUUUGUGCCCAAAAAUGUUGUAAUCGUUGCAUGAAUAAAUGAGAUAAAAUCAUAUUUUUGUGCUAUAAUAUCUCACUGUUUUAGUAUAUAAUUAAACAACUAUUCAUCACAGUGUAGGUGGCUGGCGGUAGACAUUUACCUCGCCACCUCAACACCUCGCAGCUGGACAAAUAUUCACCACCAGCCACCUCCAGUUCGGUGGUUAGUUGUUAAAUAUCACGAGUCUCCCAUAAAGCUUAUCAAAUUUAGUAAAGCAUCCGAGCUACGAAUCAGCAGGCGUUAGAAGUUCUGGAAUCUGAAUUUCAGACUAUACUCGUUUCUAUCCGUCACUGAAAUAGAUCAUCUCUCAUUUAAAACAACAGGCUGAUGAAAAUCUAUCACAGUUGACAUGAUAGAUCGAAAAAUCCUUACAAAAAUCCUUAAAGCUUUCCACCGAUAAAUCUUAACAGAAAGAAUUAGCAAUACAAGGGUUUAGGUUCGACUCCUUUCAAAGGUCAUUUGUCUCUCUCUAAAUCGAAAAAUGAAAAAAGAAUCGUUGAUCGACCAAUUGUUGUCUGAGUUUCUGAUAGGAAAAAUGAAAUGGUUGCAUAGGAAAUUCCUAGAAGGAACAUAGUCGCUGAAUGAAAAUGUGCAAAGAAGCCAUAUAGUAGAACCUUAAGCUGUGGUGUGGAUUAAUAUAAAUGUAUAAGAACACUUUCCACAUUUCUUUUUCAGUCCAGUUAAAGACACUGUUGUAGUAAAUGACAGGUGGGGGCGUGGUUGCCGAUGUCAUCAUGGAGGCGUUUACACUGGGCAGGACAGGUAUAACCCUGGUGAGUGCAAAAACUGAAAUUCCUUAACUGAUAAUACAAAGAUAUUAAUACAAACUAUAUUUAUGACACAAUCAGAAAGAGAAAGUAUCCCUCACAAAAUGUUGGCAUUGUUGAGUCUAUGAUCAACCUUAACCAAUUAAUGCAUAUAAUCACUUUCUGAAAAACUAACGUAAAUUUAGGGCCAAAAAUUAAGUGAGAUAAAUAUAUUUGACAAUACCUACCUCUUAGAGAACAAAACAAUGUGAGGCCACAACAAGAGUGAAUAAAAUGUAGAGAAUGGGUCCUGCACAUAGCACUCAGUUUGGAAGUGUCUAUCUUUGAAAAUUAUUCUUAGAUAAAGAAGACCAGGCCCUAGUUGUUUAGAGUCUGGAUAGCGCUAUCCAGCGGAUAAAUCGCUAUCCAGCCGAUUAGUGUCAACUGCACUAUUCAAAGGAUAGAGAUUUAUCCAGUGGAUAGCGUUAUCCACCCUUCCAACUCCUGGAACCAGAUGGUUAGGAUGUGGAAAUAAGUUGAAAUGGUUCGUGUUGAUUACAGGCAAACUCCAGAAGAUGAAGUGGGAGAAUGCUAUGACAAUAGAUCGUCGUUCCUGGGGAUUUCGACGAGAAGCAAACCUGAAAGACUACCUCAGUAUUGAAGAAUUGAUAAAACAGCUGGUCUCUACUGUCAGGUAAGUGAGGGGACUCAGGUGUUGCAUCCGCUCGACCCAAGUGAGCAUAUCAUGUGUUUAACAUUUUCAACCGACUGAAGAAAAAUACUUAUUUCGUCUGCUUUUAGUCGUCUUCUACCUUUGUGACAAAUAGUUCGACUUCUUCCAUAGCAUUUUAUUCUUUCAUAAUCUAAGGACUUUAUGGUUGAGUAAGCACCAAUAUCAGAGUUUAUUUUGGGCGUUUCCGACUUCCAUAAGUGUCAUUGUUACAAAUUAACAACUCUUCAGGGGUUAAGUUAAAUUUUUCUUCUUAGUGAUAGUGAGAAGGGGUUGCGCUCUUGAACUGUUUAAUCGUUUAAAUUAUCAACAUUUAAAACCAAACAAGCUAACGAACGAUGGUUCUUACAAAUACGUAUCACUCCGUCAGAAACUAUUUCCUGCAAAAUGUAUUAGUUCAAUAAACUGAUUUUGUCAAAAUCACGUUUAAGGCUAUGGCACAAGGGACGAUGUGCUGAGACGUAGAUCACUGUAUACAUAUAUGCUCCCAUAAAUGGGACACAACGUUAGACAGAAACGUUAGAUAAACAUCUUUAGCGUCUAAAGUACAAUCUUGACUAAGUGGUUGACGUACAUACUUCACAGCAACAGUAAAGUAAACGAUGGAAAUCAUCAAUAUUACCAAACGGAAAGAACUUGACAUAACAGAUGGAACAAAGUGCCAACUAUUCAACCACUUAAACACACAGAAACAGAAAUAAAAGUAGAAAGGUGAUCUUUGCAGGUGAGAAGUAAAAAAAGAAACUUCAGACAACACGACUGCAAAAAAUUCUUACUUCCACGGGAUUUGAACCCGUGACUCUCUGAGUUGGUGGCAAGUACCAACUGAGGGAAGCCAAAUAUUGGGAGCAGGGUAAUUUUUAGUAGCUUCUACGUUCCCGGAAAUUGAGAUCCAAAAAAGAGAUCAUUUCUAAGUCAUAUAUCUCUUCUUGGCAGCUGCGGCGGCAACCUGCUCAUGAAUGUUGGACCAGCAUCAGAUGGUACGAUUGCGCCGAUUUUUCAGGAACGUCUCACUCAGAUGGGAGAUUGGUUAAAAGUGAAUGGCCACGCUAUUUACAAAACCAAACCAUGGCGAGCUCAAAAUGAUUCGGCUAACGGCGAUGUUUGGUAAGAAAUCUUUAGCGUAAAUGUAGGUAACAGACAAUUUUUCAGUAAGCACGAUUUCUGUUUUUCGUGUAUCUAUCUCGGAGCUAUACUCUACUCUACUCUAAACUCUCACGCGUCGAACCAAAACUGUUGUUGUAUUUUCCUCUCGCCUGAUUAAUUGCUUCUUGUGUCCGAGGAUGUUUAGAUAAUUACGAAACAGAUGACAGCAAAAGAAAAAAUCUGCUAGGUCUUCAGGCUUCUCCUGACUUUGUCAAACCGGAAUCGGCCAUCGUUCCCAGACCCUGUUCAGGAAAAGAAGCAAGAAAGAGCGCUUAGAUAUUCUGAUAUGUUCAAGAUUAAAAUUAUUCGUGCUCAUUUCCCACUCAUUAGGUACACAUCCAAAGGAAGCCACGUUUAUGCUAUUGCACUAAAAUGGCCAUCAUCUGGUAAACUGGUUCUUGGAGAUCCUAUUUUCACACCUGACGAAACACAGGUCAGAAUGCUGGGAACAGAAAACGAUCUCAAAUGGAAGCAUGGAUCAAAACACAAGAGUGGAAAACGCAAAAUAGAGAUACAUGUUCCAGUUACUCCUUUGUCAGAGCUCCCCUGUUUGUGGGCGUGGGUUUUUAAACUAACAAACGUAAGGUGA